GUGCAAACAGCACCCCCUGUUGGUGAGAGGCUGUAAUGAUAGGUGAGAGGUGACAGGUUGUAAGGUCGGGUUAGCAAAACCGUAGAGGCGAUGGUCACUACGAGGCUGCAGUAUUAGUAAAUGUAGGAAAAGGCAUUAAAAGAAAUCGAAGUUCCCUUUGGCUAGCGGCUGGUUUUGCUGAUAAGAUACCGGUUUUGGAGCAUCUUCAGCGGGCGUAAGCUUUGUGGACUAGCCCGUCGGCUAACGUUAGCUGAGUCGCUAAGUUGCUAUGUCGCAACCGAGUGUUUGGAGUCUCUGCAGCUAACACAGCUAGCUCGUACAAGGAGAAAAAAAACUUCUAAGUCUGGAGGAAAAAACACGAGAGGUGGGUUCAUUUUAACACGAGGAUAACGUGUAACUGCAUGGUAGUAGUUUGUGCACAGGACGGACUUUAACGUGAGCUCAGAAAUGUUUGUAAAGAUGCUGUGUAAUGUUUACGUGAGUUAGCAUGCACGUUGUUUGUGUCAGUGAUUGGCACAUUAGCCCGAAGAAACCUUGGAUUUACAGAGGAUAGACUCUCCUGUUAAAUCCACUUAAGUACACAGACCACACGUUUCAUGUCAGGAAUUGGUCUGUGUUUUAUUUACGUACUUAAUACUAAUUCUGCAUGGGUUUAACUUUCCAUAGGCCGUCAUCUUUAGACUAAUAAAGUGCAAAAUCAUUGUUCAUUCUUGACUAUUCCACCACUUUCCCAACUUUUAAAUGACUUAGAUGGUGUGAUUUGACUUCUAAACUCUCCACCGUUGUUUGAUCAUAUCUGCAAAGGUGCUACAUACAAGACAGGUUAGUCAUGAAGCACAUAUGUAUACAUCGUCAGGUUUAUCCAGGGCCUCACUGUUUGUGUCACCUCUUAAACCUUAAAUUAAGUCUUGUCUAACUAAUAUUUUCUUUGUGGUUUAAGUGCUUCUCUAAUCCACCUUUGGAUGGUGAAAAUUGUGUGUACAGAUAAAGGAGUAUCACAUGUGUACAGGUCUUGAUAAGAUUGCAUAUAAAGGGUGUGGUACUGCCUGUUAUUCAAACUGAAACAGCCACAUACAGAUACCUUACUUCAAACCUAAUCCUUCAAAUACUUCAAAAAAAGGUCAAUGAAGCUUCUUAUAUUCUUGAAAUUUAUUGCUGAAGUUGUUGAAGGCGUUGGCAGUGUACUGGAGUGCAUCAAGAUGAAAUAAAUAAAAGCAGGUAAAAAACAUUUUUUAAAUGAAGUUAAACAAAUGAAAUAAACACAUAAAAUCAUAAAAUAAAUAAACGUGAUAAAAGGACUAUAAAAGACAUAAACAGAGAACACACAUCUCUCAUGCUGAGCUAAAAGUCUGGCAAUAAAAAUGAGUUUUAAGACGUGAUUUAAAAGUAGAAAGAGUAGGGGAUGUUUUAUAAUUUGCUUCUCUUACGUUAAUAAGGUCAAAAUAUAAGGAACACCUUUGAGUACGAAAUGUUCCAGUACACCAUCACUACCUGUAAUAUCUUAACAUCUGUAUUGUUUUUGUUUUCCCACCUGAGUGCAGUACGUAAAAAUGCACAGAAGACAUAACUUCCUCAUUCCAGGUCUGCAGGGUUGAAAUACAGGUGCCGCUCCGAGGAACUAGUUAAAUUCUUAUCAUACUUUAGUUUAAAAAGGAUUUAUAAUACAGAAGUGUCAACCUUCUGGAAAAUUCUGUUCAUAUGUGCACUCAGUACUUAUGCUGUGCUCAAGUUACCUCGGAAGUCAGAAGUCCGAGCUGAAAAAGAUGUCGCACCCGAGUUACCAGUGUUUCAGUCACCAAGUCGGAAAAAAGCAAAAUUGGAGGUGGAAACAAGAUGGCUACAUCUACGAAAGUUAUUUUAGCACUUGCCCUGUCUGAAUAUAAAGCAAGCGCUAAAAUAACUUUCGUAUACGUAGCCAUCUUGUUUUAGGCCUCAGAUUUUGCUUCUCUCCAAUUUGGUAACUGAAACGCUGGUAACUCGGGUGUGACGUCAUUUUCAGCUCCGACAUCUGACUUCAGAGGUAACCUUAAUGCAGCAUUGGUUGGGGCUCCUUCUGCACAAAAACAUCAGUGUGACGUUAUAUGGAGGCAACAAGUCUGUGGCUCUGCUUGGUUGUUAUGGAAGCCCAGGUUACUUAAACGUGGCCCUCAGCUCAUCGGUGUUGUUUCUGGUCGUUUUGGUGUCGUGGACAGGUACCAAGUCCUGCUGGAAAAGGACAUCUGUAUCUCCUUAAAACUUCCCAGCAGAUAAAAGCAUCUUCUAAAUCUAGACCGUAGACCAUCAGCAGCAGAUUACAUGACCCCUCAUGUUAUCACAGACUGUGGAAACUUCACACUGGAUUCUGUGCCUCUCUUAUCCUCCUCUAGACUGUGGGACCUUGAUUUUAAAAUCAGAUGCUACAUUCAUCUAAAAACAGGAUUUUGGAUCUCUAAGCAGUAGUCCAGUUCUUUUUCUUCUUAGAUGCUUAUGGUGGCGUCUCUGGUUCAAGAGGGGCUUAACAGUAGGAACAUAACACUUACAGCCAAUUUCCUGGACACGUCUUGGUGUAGUGGUAGUGAACGGUAAUCAUAAAAUCCUGUCAGUCUCUGGUACUUUCCGGUCAGGAAGCUUACUGUACACUCAAGAUGUCCCUUAGGUUUUAGACCUGCAUUUAAAAGUCUUUCCCAUUAAUUUCACAUCAUUAUAUAUUUUGCCUUAAUUUCUCUUUCGCUCCCCCUGUCUGUCUGGUACACACACACACACACAGACACACACUUUACUCAAGCUGUUGUUUAGCCUAGACAUGCUUGACCUCCUAACUCUGCUUUGCUCUGCUGGGAUGUCUGGUCUUGGCUUAAAGUAAGGAAUGCAGAAUGUCUGCCAGAGAUUUCAGAAGUGGAAUAAAAGGCGUAUGCGCUUUAAUGCUUGUUGCGUUGUGUUUGUGGCAAUGCUCUCAGCAGCUCUAUUACUAUGGAGAUAAAAUAAAGUCAAAUCGACCCAAAUGGAGAAGACAUAACAAGUUCCCAACAGGAGUAGUGUUUGCGUCGGAGAAUGGAAACAAAAGCACGAUAAAAAUAGUGUUCCCUCCCCAGGUGUACACACCAAGUGGAAGAAAAACAUGUUUAUUUAACACUUUGAUAUCCUUAACUCCAUUUACUUCUCAUGCUCUGUCUCCAGUUGUGUCAUACUUCUGUGGUGUUUGCUCAAGCGCACUCGCCUGAUGGUUCCUGCAGCCGCCCAAGGGUGUGUUUUUUUGCAUUUGUGGGGACAUGGGGUAAUUGUGGUAUUGUGCUGAGCAAGACUGUCGUCUCACCUCUGCCGUGCCUCACAUUUUCCGUCGUUGGAACCAGUAACCCUUAAACCCUUAUUGCCUGGAUAAUAAUGCAGGCAAACAUGUUUGCAUCUCCUAAAUGCAGCUUCAGCCACUUUGGUUGCCGCCGUGAGACUUGCUGCGUCAUGUUGCCGCAGAGGGUGUCGACGAGGGAAAGAUGAUGGGAGAGUUGGAGGAAGGGUGGUGUGAACUGGAGGCUUGCGCAAUCAUAACAGUAAUUGAGGUGGAAAGGCGUGAACUGCAGUUCAAAUAAGAGACCAAAACACCUGCUGGAUGAGGUGGCUCCCUGUAGCAUCAACUCAGACUCCCUGCGUCAGCAAGGCCAAGGCCUCAUUAAAUUAAGACUCCCUGUAUUUCCCCUUUAACCUUUGUCUCAUGGGACUUGGCUGUAAUUGACUUUCUCCACUGCUACGCUCAAGAUCAGUGAAUUUUCUGUGUAGGUUGUUGAAGAAUAUUUUACUUUUAAGGCCUUUUAAACAAACCUGGUUCAAGGUACAACUUGCUUAACUUGACACUGUUCUUCAGUUUGCUUAUUUGCAUCAUCUCUCGACAUGUUUAGAAAAGAGGUAACUUUCUUAAAGAGAGUUUGACUUGGUCACUUUUAAAAAUGCUACUCAUUCAGUCCACACAAGUUUUUAUUUUGUUUUGCUAAAUGAAGUAGUGUUAAGAGAUAAAAACAUGUUGACUGAAAGUAAUGACAAAAAUAUGAUCACUUUUUAUUGACCAAAACUAGACUGAAAAUUUUUGAUUAUUAUUAUUUUUUUGACUACAUCUAAGUGGCAUUUUCUCUUAGAGAUUAAAUCUAAAACAGCUGCUAGAAAAUACCCCUAUGUGGGUGUGCCAUGUGUAGCCAUAUUUAAGUGGGACAUGUCUCACAAGUCUAACGUUACCAUUAAAAGCCAAAGUGGUCACCACUGAUGUCAUUUAAUGACAAGGGAUCCCCUUUGGUAUCUCCAGAUGAGCCCCUUUAAACUGUCACAUGUGUCAUCGACAAUUGAAGGGCCCCGGCUGCUUAGUUUUAAAUUUCAGGAGGGUUGUAGGCUCAGUUCACUUCCUACAGGGAUCUGGUGGACAUGUGGCAUUUCUGCUAUGUCUCAGCUACUGUAAAUGAACAGGCCUGUCAGUAUUCAGUCUACUUGAACAGUUUCUGAUCAUAUGUUUCAUCUGAGUUUGUGUUUACUAAACUAAGGUUUUCAUUUCAUUAUUUGUGUCUUCAUCAAAGUGAGAAAGUUUGAGCCCUAAAGGGGGGUCAGUGGAGCUCAAAAUGACACCAAUCAACCAGAAUAUUAUGAAAACCUGAUCACCAAGUGCAGCCCAACACAAGUCUACUUUCAUGAAGCUUGUUUUGGAGUUAAGAUUUCUUUGUGGCUGUUUUUUUUAAACUUUUUUUCUGGUGUCCUAAAACACUUCCUUUCCUUGCCUCCUAAUCUGCAUUAAUGCCAACUCUUAAAGGGAUAUUCCGGCGUAAAAUUAAUUUAAGGUCAAACACACCCCCUCGAGAGGUGAAUGUUACUGACCGCUUGCUUCUCUAGUUCUACCAACUUUAGUAAAGACCGCACAAUAGCAAUACACAUUGGUCGGAGCAGCCAUAAACAAACCUCAAACAAAACGCCACUAUAGCCACAAACAAUGCUGAGAACAGCACCUAACUUCAUCAACAGGACAUAUAGGGUCCUAGCCAUAGUACUAGCCAUCAAACAUCUUUUUAACUUUGCCGGAUUUCUUUAGCAAAGAGACUAAACACAACUCACCUUCUCUCUUCCAGCAGCCACUCGUUUAUAGAGAGACCUCAACCAGUCCAUCAUCGACUGCUGUGGGGUGACGCAGCUCAAAGAAGAACAUUUAUGAUCAUUUCUUUAUUAUUUCCUUGAAGUAAUAAUCACCAUAUUAAUAAUUUUGCCCUGCAGACGCGGUAGUUCUUCUGCCUUAGCGUCUCCGUCUGAUUGCAUUUCCAUGAAGAAAUGAUCAUAAAUGUUCUUCCUUGAGCUGCGACACCCCGCAGCAGUCGAUGAUGGACUGGUCGAGGUCUCGCUACAAACAAGCAGCUGCUGGAAGAGAGGAGGUAAGUUGUGUUUAGUCUCUUUGCUAAAGGAAUUAGGCAAAGAUAAAAAGAUGUUUGGUGGCUAGUACUGUGGCUAGGACCCUAUAUGUCCUGUUGAUGAAGUUAGGUGCUGUUCUGAGCAUUAUUUGUGGCUAUAAAGUGGCUUUUUGGUUGAGGUUUGUUUAUGGCUCAUCAGACCGCUGUGUAUUGCUAUCGUGCGGUCAUGACUUAAGCUGUUAUAACUAGAGAAGUAAGCGGUCGGCAACAUUCAUCUCUCGAUGGCAUGUCUAACUCGGUGUUAUGGUGUGAUUGACCUUAAAUUAAUUUUACGCCGGAAUAUCCCUUUAAAUGAGCUGUCGUUAAUGUUAAACACAAGAUCUCCGGACAUCAAUGUCAACAGCUGUGGGAUUUUUCCAGUGAUUGGUCGUAUUUAAAGAACAUCCGAAAGUAUUUGUGCCAGUGCACAGACUCUCCAGUCAGUAAAUAUUUUUGAAGCCACAGCUUCACUUGAUUUAAUGACCACACACCCACAAUUUGUCACCCACAGUCAGAGAGGUUCCCCUAUUUACAUUCCACAGUCGGAAUGUCUGCCCUGGAUUUUCCACUGUUUGUGGGAAAAUAUGUCAGAAGAACAAGAGAAGAGCAGUGUUUGCUGUUUGAUGGGACUGAGGGUAAUCCCAUUUGUUUCAUAUUACAGAGUUACCCCUCUUAAGCUCUUUUUCCAGAGUGGAAUUCCAAAACAGAAAUAAAUUCUAUAAACGUCAUCAUGUUUUAUCCUCUUCCUUAAUACUUCGGCUCAGCCCUUCAACUGCUCAAUCCCAUUUUAUUAAUGUAACUUUAAUCUGGUCUCAUCUCUCUCCAGAUGGCUGUGUCAGUGCGGGGCCUCUACUUUGUGGUGACCCUGUUUUUGGGGAGUUUCUUCGGAAGUGUCUUCAUGCUGGGUCCAGUCCUGCCCCUCAUGCUGCUGUCUCCUGCUUGGUACCGCUGGAUCACCGACCGCAUCGUCGCUACCUGGCUCACCUUGCCUGUGGUGUGUACAUCAGCUUAGUCUUUACUUAGCCCACUUGUGCGCUUGCCAGAUGGUCUUAAGGCACCUGUGUACGGCCCAGUCACGACAACCUGCGUCAUUUCGAUCUUAUCUUUACCCCCCUGAUUAAUAAGAUUUUAUUUUUGUCUUGUAUUAUUUAGUCAUGUCGCCCUUGAGAGCAAUUAUGCAAAUCUUGUUUACAGUGACCACAAGAAUUAUCAGCAUUAUUAAUUUAUUUCCCUCUUGUUCCUCUGUCUGCUUUGCAUUUAUUCACCACUUUCCCCCUUCCCAGUCCCUCUUCUCUCCCUCUACCAUCUUUGUAAAUGAUCCUCCCUUACUCCCCUCCAUGUUGUCCUCCUCUUUCUCCACGCUUCUCUCACUUUCUUUGCCCCCUUCUAUUCUUUCCUCUGUUGAAUCUCAUCUUCAUCCACCCUCCUUCCUCCGUGCUGCCGUCUCUCACCUCUGCAGUCUUUGCUGGAGCUGGUGUUUGGGGUGAAAGUGGUGAUAACGGGCGACGGCUUUAUUCCCGGGGAGCGAAGUGUGAUCAUCAUGAACCACCGUACGCGUCUGGACUGGAUGUUCCUCUGGUGCUGUCUGCUCAGGUACAGCUACCUUCGCCUGGAGAAGAUCUGCCUCAAGGCUGCCCUGAAGGCUGUGCCAGGCUUUGGUGGGUAUACAGGAGGUGCUGGUACGCACAGACAUGCACACUGCAACAGACUUUACUAUAAUACCUGCUUUGCAAAGCAUUCCCCCAGGAACAUAAGAUUAUUGCAGAGCAGUUUACGUUAGAAGAGGAGGUGAAAGAAAACAAAUGAUGGCAGCAAGAUUAUAGCAGUUUACAGUUAUAAAGAGUGUAAAAUGAUGUGGAUGCAGUAUAACAUUAUAGUCAUACAAUAAAUCGACCAUAUCAGGGCUUGACACUAACUUUUAUCGCAAGGAGCGCAUGUGCUCCUAAGUUGAAAAAGUGAGGAGUAGACAAAGAACUGAAAUUGAUCAAAUAAUGUGUGUCUUAUUGUCCGACCUUUGAACUAUUAUUUGAAAUCAGUUUUAGGUCAAUUGGUCACAUGACAUGGAAGCCAUUGAAGAAAAUGUUCAAAAUUGGCCUUUAAAUUUAACAUUUUUUGGAGGACAAAUCAGGUCAAUAAAGUGGUGUGUCUUACUGUCCGACCUUAGUACUAUUAUUUUAAAUCAAUUUUAGGUCAAUUUGUCUCAUGACAUGAGGCUAUUGAAGGAAAACUGCCUUUUUUAAGAUAUCAACCGGUAAUUUAUUGAUGGUCCCUUAUUCCCUUAUGCUGCAAUAUCGCAGGACGGGAAAAUGUCGCUGACGCUUGUAUUGACAGGAUACGGGUUCGGAAAAAAAUACUGCCGUCCGAAAUAAUCACACAAAAAAAACAGUCCGGGUCAAUUGGUCACAUGACAUGAAAGCUAUUGAAGGAGAACAGACUUUCCUGAGAACAUUAACUGGUAAUUUAUUGAUGGUCCCUUAUUUAACACCAACGUUGACAGCGAGGGUGCCGAGUAGAUUUAACUGCGCUGCUGUUGCUAUUCCAGGUUAUGGAAGUGAGUGAGUGUUUUCAAAAAUAUUUCGUCAACGUCAUCCUCAACGAAAACAACACUGCAGAAUAUAUGUUAAGCAUUUGACUGACGAAAUGCCAAUAAAUUUUGCAACUCUGUUAGUCGUCCACCACGAACGUUUUCAUCUAGUCUCGUUUCGUCAACAUAAACGCACAUUUGUCUCGUCACAUUUUAGUCAUCUAAGACUUAUGUUAAGCUCAUCAACGUCACAUAUUCGUCGUGGAAAAAAAGGGGCGUUGUCAAAAAUAUUUCGUCAACGAAAACAACACUGCCCCUAAGUACAUUUUACAAUUCACACACAUCUAUUUCUCGUCGCAGAUGUGAGUGAAACGGUCGCACUGUCGAGCCCUGCAUAUACGUGACUCUCUUCGCUCCCUGUUCCUCUGUGUGGGUUUGUACCAGGGUUGCUUGAUCAUGGCAAAAAUCACAAUCACUGUCUUUUUCUUACUGAGAUCACACUUAUUACACACCAUUACUCAUGAUUAGACGUCGUCAUCAUUUGCAUUUAUGGGUCUAAAAAAUCUUUAAAACUUGCUGUCUAAAGUGUUGCACAAACAGACUGUUUUUAAUAAACUGACAACUGAAUAUCAUUUACAUCUAAAACAGUAUAAAAAAGAGAAGACUCUGGGGCACUGUGUUUCAGAGCUUUGGUAAACACAAGGCCUCAAGUCAGAUGCUCUUCCAGGAAAACAAAGGGCCUGUCCUCUUUGAAAAUUAUAGUGAACGGGUUGAAAUAAUUAUUUUCAUAAGGAAGACGUUUCUAUUUUCCAGGCUGGGCGAUGCAGGUGGCCUGUUUCAUCUUCAUCCAGCGCCGCUGGGAGCAGGACAAGACUCACAUGGAGAACAUGCUGGACUACUUCUGUGACAUCAGAGAGCCCCUGCAGCUGCUUCUGUUCCCGGAGGGCACUGACCUCACAGGUGAGACGUGAACAGGGCAAAAAUCUCGUCCAUUUCCCACAUUUGUGUCUCCGUUACCCACCAGCUCGUGGCGGUUCUCCACCUGUCUUGCAUCUUUGCUCUGAAACUGUUAUGCAAACACAAUUUCCAAGUGAUAAGACGUGGCCAGAUCCCCUGACACACAACCCUCAAAGUAAGUUCAGCAGGAACGCUCAGAUCUCCCAGUCAAAGCAGCAGUGACACCGGUGUCUUAAGCCAGUUCAGAUCUCAGAUAAGCCAAUCAAAGUCCCGAAUAUCUUUGCAAGGGGAAGCUUCACUUCUGUCGACAUACCAUGAUGCCAUAAGGGGGUUACAUCAUAAUUGGUUUGCAGAUUGAGAGUUUUUUCACCCUUUUUACACUCAUCUGGAAGUGCACACAGGUCUGUUUUUAAACCACUCAACCCCCUAAGCUUCAUUUGACACAAGAAACAAAGAGAACUAAACAGUAUGUUCUGUCUUCACGUCCUUAAUACUUAAUUUAGAGACACACAAUACAGACCCCAGUCUGCAGGAUCAGGUCCUCAGUGUACUUAAGGCUGCCUCAGAGUUUCUGUGACCCUGACUGACACGUGUAGAGAACUGAAUGAAACAUUUUACCAGAUAAACACUAACAGCUUUGUUCCUGCGCUGAAGUAGAAAUCGUAUUAGCACAAAGCCUGUCCAUAGUCUCUCUGUCCUACCAGUGGGCCUGAAGGAGUUUCUUGUUACAUAAUUUGACUUAUGAGUCAUGAUAUAGUUUACAUGGGCCUGCAACAAGUUCCUGAAGAAUGUGGGGUUAAUAAACAAUCAUCUUUCCUGUGUUUAUGUCCUCCUUUGGUUUUUACAAACGUGUACACAUUUGUCACCGGUUGAUUCAUGGAUCUGGUCAAAUCCUGUGACAAACAGAGAUAUUGAUUUACUUCUGUUUCCGUAUUUGAAGUGUUGUUAUUUUUCUCCUCAACCCAUUGUGAUCGAGAUUCGAAUCUUCAAAAGUUCACAAAGUGAGCUGAGAUCUUGUCGAGGACACAGAACAAGAGGCUUUAAAAUGACAUUAAAUAACUUUGCGUUCUGUUAAGAUGUAUGUAGUUUGAAUGAGUAAACAGUUCAAAGUUUAAAAUAUGUUUCAUCAUAUUUGCACGUGCCAGCAUUUUGAGUUGACAACUAAAAUGAACUUUCUUUUUCAGAUAACACGAGGACAAAGAGUGAUGCGUUCGCCGCCCAGAACAGCCUGCCAAAAUUCGAGUACGUGCUGCAUCCUCGCACCACUGGAUUCACCUUCAUUGUGGACAGACUUCGAAAAGGUCAGCCGCGAUCCGCAAUCAGUUGUUUCUGAAACCGUGACUACGUUAAACACGACGACGAUCCCUCUCAUGAAGAAGGUUUUGUUGUUGGUUUCCAGUCAAUCAGCUGACUGAGCUGUGGGACACCAGGUCAGACACGGUUAUGGAAAUAUUCUAUCAGCAAAACCAAAGGGAGAAAUAACACACCGUCAUGAUGAUUGUUCUUAAUCCAGUGACGCUGUUUGUGGAACAGUGAUCAUACCUGUUAUUCUUCAAAGUGUCAGACCUUUGCCUCAUCCUACCACCAGCCAUUACAACACCCCUGAGACGCUCAUGUUUCCCUAUGAGCUAAUUCUGGCAGUCCUCCAGAGUCCUUAAAUACCACCUCUGGCCCUGUUGUCUCACCCCCCCACCCGCUCCUGGAUGCUGAGCGUGGCACUAACUCUCCAAGCAGGUGUUGUGAAUCAGUGUGAUGUCAUCAGACUUGGCUAAUUCCCCUCUCCCUCUUGCCGCACCGCUGACUGACAUGCUGUGCAUGUUGUUCUUUGUCCAAGUCCGCCGUGCUCCGCUCAGCUCUAUUUUUACUGCAGUGGAGCUGAGCUGUGCAGAAGCAGGCGCUGGCAGGUGUCAUCCUGUAACAUUUGAUCUUUAAUUUAGAGUUACUUUUGUGUUGUAGGGCCAAUGCACAUCUUUGUCAUAGUUUCACAGGGCUUAACAUGAACUUUUUUCACAAAUGUGCUCCUAAGUUGAAAAAGUAGGGAGUAGACAAAGAACUUUAGGGGCACAAGGAAAAUUGAUCAAAUAGUGUUUGUCUUAUUGGUCGACAGAAGUACUAUUAGUUGACAUCAGUUUUAGGUCUUUUGGUUACAUGUCAUGGAAGCUAUAGAAGAAAAUGUUCAAAAUUUGCCUUUAAAUUUAACACAAAAUUUUUUUGAGGACAAAUUAGGGAAAUAAAGAGGUGUGUCUUAUUGUCCUAUUAUUAUUGUCCUUAUUAUCUAUUAUUUUAAAUCAAUUUGUCACAUGACAUGGGAGCUAUUGAAGGAAAACAGACUUUCCUGAGAACAUCAACUGGUAAUUUAUUGACGGUCCCUUAUUCAACACCCGACGUUGACAGCGAGGGUGCAGAGUAGAUUUAACCGCGCUGCUGUUGUUAUUCCCAGUUCUGGAGAGUGAGAAGACACCGGUAGAUCCUCAGAGAAUGUCCUUUGGAUAUUCAACCUAAUACUAACUUCACCACGGUAUUUACAUGAAAAAUCUUGUGUUGCCUCAGGUGAUUUUUUUUAUGCGCACAUGUGCCUCUAAACACAUUUUACAAUUCGCACACAUCUAGUUUUAGUUGCAAAUGUGAGUGAAACAGUCGCACUGUCGAGCCCUGUUUUAGGCAAAAGAGAGGAUGACGCAUAAGGUCCUUACACACCGGGAACGACGCAAAUAUAUGAUGCGAAGUUACGAAAUAUUCAGACGCAAAUUUCGCGCGAUGCGAUUUUGCAACUUUCCCAGGGGAAAAAGAGACAUGUCACGGGUGGAGGCGAGAAGACUGACACAACAGCAGACUGACUGUUUUUCAGUUCUGAUUAGACACUAGUGUCGAGAUGGUGUCUGAAAUAAUCGCACAAAAAACGCUCUUGGUGUAAAAGGACCUUUAGGGUUAGGAUGUAUAAAGAUGAUAUUCUAUAAGCAUAAAUGAUUUUGUCACUUCAGCAGGUGUCAUUCCUGGUCAUUUAAAACUGUGUCCCUUUCUCCAGGAGACAACCUGGAUGCUGUCCAUGACAUCACAGUGGCGUACCCCAAGAACAUCCCUCAGACCGAACGCCACCUCAUCCUGGGGCUUUUCCCUCGUGAGAUCCACUUCCACGUCCACCGCUACCCCGUUGCCUCACUGCCUCCUUCGACUCCUGAGCUGGAGUCUUGGUGCCGGGAGCGCUGGGCCGAGAAGGAGAUCCGCCUGCGGGACUUCUACUCAGGCCAGCCGCGAGGCUUUGAUAGGGAGGGUGUCGCUCGGGUGCCACCUUGUAAGACAGAGCUACGCGUGGCUCUGAUCAAAACCGCCUCUCUGCUGUACUGGACCAGCUUCAUCGCUUUCUGCUUCACUGGCCUGUGGCUGUGGGCCCCUUUCAGGCUUUACUUCCUGGUCAUGGUCGGGGUGUAUGGGGUUCAGCAGAAGAUGAUCGGAGGGCUGGAGCUGCUGGAGCUGUCCUGCCAUCGAUACUGGAAGUCCAUGGCUGCCGAUGUAGGUGAGAAGGGGAAGGUCCUGGACGGGAAGAUGCAGUGAAGAGGGAAGACAGGGUUGGCCAGACGAUGACAUGUUUCCAUCUACGCUCAGCAGCGACACUGAGGACCCAGCGGUCUUUAGGGCUAGAGCAUCUCCCUGAGGGGCCCAGCGCUCCACGCCUUAGAAAGGGAGUCUUGAAUGAAAACCUCUUGAUGGUAUGCAUGGCUUCAGUUUGUAUCUUUCAGUUGAAGAAAAACGAGGAAUGCUAUGUACUUAAAGCUGUGCUGGAUCCUACCAAUUCAUCCCACAAGAUGCGUCACCCCCCCGCCUGUGUACGUCCCUCCCUGUAAAUUGCUGUUAUCUAGCUCGCUGUCGGUGCGUUUCACCCGUUUAUGUUGUUUGUUAUGCUUGUUCAUCCGAAAACCUCAGUCUGGACUUUGUGUCAUGAAACAUCGCUGUUGGUAUUUGUUGUACUGCUGCCAUGUCUUAUCGACUGACUCAGUUUUUCGUUAAGUUGCCCUUUGUUUUGUAUUGGUGUCAUAUAUUCUGGAGCAGAGCCAUAGUACAGAGCACCUGUACAUAUGAUGACUUGACUCUCAACUAUAUUCAAAUCAGCACUGUAUUUUGAUUACACUAAGGAGACGAGUCACAACAAAUGGUCUCUGAUUUAAGAUGGGAAGUAAAGAAGCGAUUAUAAUUCCCAGAGAAUUCAGGAACAUGCAGGUAUAUACAGUAUGUGUACCAUUGUUUACCUUUAUGGGGUAUAUUUACGCUUUUAUACAUAUGUUGGGGAGUGGAUGUUCCCCAUAUUGUCAUUUCAAUAUUGUAUCAUGGUGUUUCAUGAAACAUGAAUUUAGUUUUUCUGCUUGUUUCUUCAAGUAGCUUUUGCACAUCAAAGCCAAAGUUGAAAAAGUAAACCUGAAUUUUUUUUUUCUUUAAUUACCAAACAGAAUGUGGUCCGUCUGUCAAGUGGAGGCAGCUUCAUCCUCCACCGGCAUGGACCCCUGCAGCUACGCUGAUGUAACACUUAUAGCUAUCAACUCAUCAAGAUCAAAGAUCUGACUGAGGUGUUGCAUGUAGAUACGUGUAGAAGCAGAUGAGCUCUGUGCCCUUUCAGGGAAUGAAGGGAUGCCUUGUAGAGGCAGGUUGUGGGUGGUGCUGGGGUGGAAGAAUGUCCUGUUGGGACAACAUUACCCCUCGAUGUGCAGGGUGGCAUAGAGGACCAGACUUGGAGUGGAAAACUGGCCCUGAACUCUACCUAAUCCAAAAAAGCCCUGUAAUGCCCACCUCUGCCCGUGUCCCUCUCUAGAGGACUGGCAUUGAUGCGCCUGCUAAACUCAAUUAGCAAAUGACAGCUGAGAAAGCGGCUCCAAUUGUGCCAAAAAAGGACAGAAAUUGAAACAAGAUUGGAGCGGCUCUUCAGCCACACUUAUAGCCACUGACUCUCCUUCCAUCCAAUGAUGUUAAUCAAGGGAGUUAUGAAACAUUUGUGUCUGGGACAGUCUGUAGCAGUUUCUGUAACACUGUGUGAAAAUGUAUUCAAGCCAACCACUUCAAACUUCCUUUUGUGAGACAAAUAUCCUUCAUGUUCAAACCUCACAAAACAAGCAUCUUUGCUUUAGUUCAGAUGAACCUAAAGCUCCUGUUAUUCAAGAUGUAAAAGGAGCUGUUUUUAGUCACUGUGAUUUAGCUGUGCUAAUAUUUUAUCAUCAGCAUGUUGUAGUUUACCAAACAUGGUACUAUACCUGUCUCCUCAAGCCUGAACCAGCUGAAACCUUUCUGUGUCAGUCUCUCACUCGUGCUGUUUUCUGCUCAUUUUACAAUCACUCUCUGAUGCUGGACCUCUUUAAAAGUUUUUGUCCUCAGGUAUACACAGUGGACACUGUUGGAGUCAGUCUCUUGAAGGAGGGAAAUAUAAAUAAAUAUAUAUAAUUAAAUAUACUCUAUCAAGUCA
This is a messenger RNA of Xyrichtys novacula (pearly razorfish), 14314 nucleotides long. The record is from the annotation of a GenBank genome assembly. NCBI's taxonomy places the organism in Eukaryota, Metazoa, Chordata, Actinopteri, Labriformes, Labridae.